UCAGGCAUACGGGCUCCACUAGAAAACGGUGCAGCACAUCUAGAUGCAUGUUAUGACCUGAUUUCCACUCGUGCUCCAAGUCUGCCAAUUGCAUGGCUGAGACGUGCGCGCUCGGUCGACUAGUCCAGCUUGGGCUUGAUCGCAAAAAUAUAGUGCCGGCCGCAGAUGACGUUGGUAACAUUUGCAAUUGAGCCCUGAAUGAGACGACUUCUCCGUGUCUGCGCCUCGGGCUCGCGCAGCAAUUCUCAGGCUUGGCAGGAAGUAUAAGACCUUCAUUGCAUCCAAUUCUCUCCAAAGAAAAGCAAACAUCAUGGGGAAUGCUGCUAGGACUAUCUUUGUCACCGUGCCGCUGCUCUGCGCGACUACCGCCAUGGUCUUUCAAAUUAUUGUCCUCAUUGCUGGAUUAGACUCUCCUGGCGUACGAGGCCUUUACUACAUGCGUCUCGACACUCGAAACAUCGUUGCUGCCUCUGCGACGCCUUUCUCGGCGAUCAUAAAUAGUGUGGCUUCACAGCUAGGCCUUAUGGACUACUACCAGGCAGCACUGUGGACUUACUGUUCGGGCCCAAGUAAGAAUGGCUCGUUUGAAAGCCCGACAAGGUGUACACCGUCAUCCACUUCCUUUUGGUUCAAUCCAGUGCAGAUAAUACAGGACGAUCUGUACGUUGGAAACGUCAUCACAAUCCCUCAAGAUAUACAAGAUGACCUCGACUUGGUCAAGACAGCUUAUGCCUGGUUAAAGCCAAUCUGCAUUGUGGCAUGUGUGUUCUCGUUCCUCGCCAUCCUGGCAAUCUUGCCAGCUUAUCGGUCGCGUUGGGGUAGCUUCUUUGCAACAAUCAUCUCCUUCGUUGCUGCUCUCUUCUCUGUUGGACAAGCAGUUGUUGCGACCGUUCUUUUUUCAAUCUUCUCCUCGGUCAUCAAUGACAAUCUGCCUGACCUUAACGUCAAGGCAUCCCUCGGUACACCCAUGUUUGUCUUAGCAUGGCUAUCAGCGGGAUUUUCUCUGGUUGCUUUCAUCUUUGUUCUUUUCACACUAUGCUGUUGCAAACCAGAAACACGUCGGACUCGCGAAUACAGAGAUAAGUCAGCACCGCGCUCGUCAACUAGCAGUAGCCGCAUGGUAAACUGACAGAAGAUACGGUUACCUCACGUAUUUAUUGGUCAACGCAGUCCAGAUGAAUGAUCCUUGCAUUUGAUAUUCGGAU
Protomyces lactucae-debilis is the source of this 1205-nucleotide messenger RNA. RefSeq names its product actin cortical patch SUR7/pH-response regulator pali. Gene Ontology annotation, cellular component: cell cortex of cell tip; plasma membrane. Bases 311 to 1129 code for a protein of 272 amino acids. Lineage: Eukaryota; Fungi; Ascomycota; Taphrinomycetes; Taphrinales; Protomycetaceae. Gene Ontology annotation, biological process: fungal-type cell wall organization. The transcript is spliced from 3 exons. The record is from RefSeq and is a predicted model, not a curated record.